AUGUCGGUGUCACAAGAGAAUAUCACAGUAGCGCCAUUGGUGUUACUAUCUGUUUUAGAUCAUUAUAAGAGAACAAAUACUCCAGAAGGGAAAAGAGUAGUUGGUGUUAUCUUAGGAAGUACUUCGAAGUCUACCAUACAUGUCACAAACUCGUUUGCGUUACCUUUUGAAGAAGAUGAGAAGAAUUCGGAUGUAUGGUUUUUGGAUCAUAAUUAUAUCGAAAAUAUGAAUGAUAUGUGUAAAAAAAUUAAUGCAAAGGAAAAAAUCGUUGGUUGGUACCAUAGUGGUCCAAAACUGAAGGCAUCAGAUUUGAAAAUUAAUGAAAUCUUUAAGAAAUAUACAUCCUACAAUAUUUUCAACAGUAAUACUGGUUCUUAUUCAACCACCUCUAAUCCAUUGCUUUUGAUUGUAGAUGUCAAACAAGAAGGUGUCGGGUUAGCAACGAAUGCAUACAUCUCAGUAGAACAAGUCAAGGACGAUGGUAGCUCCACGGAAAGAACUUUUAUCCAUUUGCCAUGUUCAAUCGAAGCAGAAGAAGCAGAAGAGAUCGGUGUAGAACAUUUAUUAAAAGAUGUAAGAGAUCAAGCUGCAGGUGGCUUGUCUAUCAGAUUGACUGCUCAAUUGAGAUCCUUGAAAGGUUUACAACAAAAACUACAACAUAUUACAAACUACUUGACAAAAGUCUCAAAUAAUGAAUUACCCAUAAAUCACACUAUCUUAGGAAAAUUACAAGACGUCUUUAACUUAUUACCAAAUUUAGGAUCUCCUGAUGAUGAUGAAUUGUCUGCUACUUCAGCAAACAAGGCUGAAGUGAUCAGAUCUUCAAACAGCUUACAAAAGGCAUUGACUGUGAAGACAAAUGAUGAAUUAAUGAUCAUAUAUAUUAGUAACUUAGUAAGAUCCAUCAUUGCAUUCGAUAAUUUGAUUGAAAAUAAAAUACAGAACCAAAAAAUGCAUGAGAAAUUAUCAUCUACUGAAAAGAAGACUGGCGAUGAAGAGGAACAUAAAGAAGGAGAUGAGAAUUCUGAAGAAAACAACAGAAAGGAAACAGAAAACUCCAAACCAACUUCUGAUAAAUAA
This is a messenger RNA of Tetrapisispora phaffii CBS 4417, 1080 nucleotides long. It is a transcript of the gene RPN8, whose product is annotated as proteasome regulatory particle lid subunit RPN8. Gene Ontology annotation, cellular component: proteasome complex; proteasome regulatory particle. The coding region runs from base 1 to 1080 and encodes 359 amino acids. Gene Ontology annotation, biological process: proteasome-mediated ubiquitin-dependent protein catabolic process. The transcript has a single exon. Gene Ontology annotation, molecular function: metallopeptidase activity; protein binding. NCBI's taxonomy places the organism in Eukaryota, Fungi, Ascomycota, Saccharomycetes, Saccharomycetales, Saccharomycetaceae. The record is from RefSeq and is a predicted model, not a curated record.